AUGAAAUCUUUGCUAAAAGACCUCCACGUCCACUACGUCCGCGAGCUCGACUCCAAAAUCACAAAGCAAACCUACGAGUACUGGUUGCUGGAACAUCUCCGUCUCAACGGGCUCUAUUGGGGCUCCAUGGCCCUUGCGACUUUGGGCUCCUUGGACACCUUGCCCAAAGACCAGGUGGAGCAGUUUGUCAUGAGCUGCUACGACGAGCAGGCGGGCGCGUUCGCCGCUUUCCCGGGCCACGACGCCCACGUGCUCACCACGUUGUCUGCGCUCCAAAUCCUCCUCAUAUACGACCGGUUCGACGCGCUCUCCCCACAAAAGAAAGACCGCAUCGCGGCCUUCGUCUUGCGCCUCCGCUUGCCCGACGGCUCCUUCAUGGGCGACAGCUUCGGCGAAAUCGACACCCGCUUCGUGUUUGUCUCCGUGUUCAUUUUGACCCUCCUAGACCGUCUCUCGCCCGCCGUCGCCGACAGCGCCGCACACUUCAUUUUGUCCUGCCGGAACUUCGAUGGCGGCUUCGGCAUGUACCCCGGCGCCGAGUCGCAUGCGGCCCAGGUCUACACUUGUAUCGGCGCUUUGGCACUAUGCGAUGCGUUGGACAACGUAGAGGAAAAAACCGCCGCGUGGCUCAGCGAGAGGCAAGUCGUGGGCUCCGGAGGCUUCAACGGGCGGCCCGAGAAGUUGCCCGACGUGUGUUACAGCUGGUGGGUGCUCCUGAGCUUGGCGGCUCUAGAUAAAGCCCACUGGAUCAACUUUGUUUUGGACUGCCAGGACCUCCAGGCAGGCGGGUUUGCUGAUCGCCCAGACAACCAGACCGAUGUGUACCAUACGUGUUUUGCGUUGACCGGCUUGAGUUUGAUGUUUGCAGAGAAGUACGGGCUCGCAGAGGUGGACCCCGUCAUGUGCCUUCCGAAACGGUGCGUCGGCCAAAUCAACUACUACAAGAGAGCGUGA
This is a messenger RNA of Metschnikowia bicuspidata var. bicuspidata NRRL YB-4993, 954 nucleotides long. It is a transcript of the gene BET2, whose product is annotated as Rab geranylgeranyltransferase. The coding region runs from base 1 to 954 and encodes 317 amino acids. Lineage: Eukaryota; Fungi; Ascomycota; Pichiomycetes; Serinales; Metschnikowiaceae. The record is from RefSeq and is a predicted model, not a curated record. Gene Ontology annotation, cellular component: Rab-protein geranylgeranyltransferase complex. Gene Ontology annotation, molecular function: Rab geranylgeranyltransferase activity. The transcript has a single exon. Gene Ontology annotation, biological process: protein geranylgeranylation.